Messenger RNA from Arachis duranensis, 7506 nucleotides. RefSeq lists its product as uncharacterized. Gene Ontology annotation, molecular function: molecular adaptor activity. Gene Ontology annotation, biological process: nuclear-transcribed mRNA catabolic process, deadenylation-dependent decay. The record is from RefSeq and is a predicted model, not a curated record. NCBI's taxonomy places the organism in Eukaryota, Viridiplantae, Streptophyta, Magnoliopsida, Fabales, Fabaceae. The transcript is spliced from 50 exons. Gene Ontology annotation, cellular component: P-body; CCR4-NOT core complex.
ACAUUGUUGUUGCCUUCUCUGUUCACUCUUUGAUUGAUGACCGCCGUCGAAUCCCAACCCUCCCUCACCGCCAUGGCCCCCACCAUCCUCUCCUCCGCAGCUCCCAACCAGAUUCGCUUCUUGCUCACCUCCUUGAACGAAGUCAACUUUGACUCCGUUCUCCAUCAACUCUCUCAGUUUGCUGAGUUUGGAACCGUUGGAUGCAUUUUGCUGCUUCAGACAUGCUUUGAUCACUUUAAUUAUGUCAGGAGAGAUUUGAAAGAUGUGAAGUAUGAGCCAAUUCUUGGGGCAGUCAUAAAGCACCUCCUGGACAAACCAAACUUUAGCACGGUGUUUUCGGAGUCAAUGAAGAAUAUAGACAUCAACGAAAACUUCCUAGCAAAUUUUUGUAAUGGACUACAGUUGUCUUUACUGGAAAAAAUUACCAUCAGUCUUGCAUUAUCUGAUUCUGAAAAUCCUGAAACCAGGUUAUCUGGCAAGAAAUUUUGCAUGGCUCAGAUUGAGGAAUUGCAUGCCAAUCCUGGUGCUUUGAGUUGCCAUGAACAAAUUCACAAUAUUAUCAUGUUCCUCAAGCAAUCAGAGGGUCUCUCCAAGCAUGUAGAUUCCUUUAUGCAGAUAUUAGCAUUGGUGCAGUUCAAGGACACCCCACCUUUUGUUCUGAAUCCGCUGCUACCCGAUGAGAUGCACGAGGCUGAAUUUUUGAGGAAUAUGGAGUUGUUCCAUGAUUCUGUAGAAAAUGAUUUUGAUGCUAUUUUGGCAGACAUACAGAAGGAAAUGAACAUGGGAGAUAUUGUGAAGGAACUAGGCUAUGGGUGCACAGUUGACGUCUCUCAGUGCAAGGAGAUCUUGUCACUUUUCUUACCUUUAACUGACAGUGCCCUCUCUAAAUUACUUGGUGCUAUUGCUCGUACCCAUGCAGGGCUGGAGGACAACCAGUGUACAUUCUUAACUUUUGGUGCAGCCCUUGGAUACAAUAACUUGUCUGAGUUGCCACUGCCGAACUCUUGGAACAUUGAUGUGUUGAUAGAUACAAUCAAGCAGCUUGCACCUCAAACCAACUGGGUACGGGUUAUUGAAAAUCUUGAUCAUGAAGGAUUUUUCCUUCCUAGUGAAGAAGCAUUCUGUUUUCUGAUGUCUGUGUAUAGACAUGCCUGUAAGGAGCCGUUUCCUCUCCAUGCCAUCUGUGGAUCUGUGUGGAAGAAUACUGAGGGUCAGCUAUCUUUCCUAAAAUAUGCUGCAUCAGCACCACCGGAAGUGUUUACCUUCGCGCACUCUACAAGGCUGCUGGCAUAUAAUGAUGCGAUUAAUGGCCUCAAGCUUCAAAAUGGACAUGCUAAUCAUGCAUGGCUGUGUCUUGACCUUCUGGAUGUUCUCUGCCAGCUAGCUGAGAAGGGUCAUGCCAGUUAUGUUCGGUUGAUACUUGAUUAUCCCCUGAAACACUGUCCUGAAGUCUUGCUUCUAGGGAUGGCACACAUUAAUACUGCUUACAACCUCUUCCAACAUGAAGUAUCUCUAGUUGUUUUCCCCAUGAUACUAAAGAGUGCUGGAGGUAGUGGAAUGAUUCAACAUCUAUGGCAUGCUAAUCCUAAUCUGGUCUUACGAGGGGUUAUUGAUUCCCAAAACAAUGACCUGGACAGUGUUACAAGAAUUGUUGACAUCUGCCAGGAGCUAAAGAUUCUAUCAUCAGUACUGGAAGUCAUUCCCUCCUAUUAUAGUAUAAGAUUAGCAGCUGUUGCUUCAAGAAAAGAAUUCCUUGACCUUGAGAAGUGGCUGAGUAACAACUUAUCUAUGUACAUGGAUGUCUUCUUUGAGGUAAUUUUCCUUCCCUCAUUCGUUGUCUUUAAUAACUAGUACAGUAAAAUGUAUGCAUUCAUUUGGUCUUGUUCUUUUUAAUCUUUUGGUAGAUCACAGAGCUUAUCUGGUAAAUCUUUUCAUCAGUCUGGUGCUGUUCUGAAUCUUUAUGCUGAGACUACUCCUACCUUCUUGAAGGUUCUGAAAUCUCAUACUGACUUUGUUAACUCUAGUCAACUUUCUGAGGAGCUGGAGAGGUUGCAGGUAUCUAUGAUAGAUUCAAACCCAAGACUGCAAAAUGGUGCGCCUGCAGAUUCAUCUACCUCUGAUGGAUAUUCGGAUGACAUUGAACAUGAAGCAAACUCGUACUUCCAUCAGAUGUUUUCUGAUCUGUUAACCAUCAAUGCAAUGGUGCAAAUGCUUGCCCGGUUCAAGGAAUCUUCUGUGAAGAGGGAGAAAUCAAUUUUUGAUUGCAUGAUUGGAAACUUGUUUGAGGAGUAUAAAUUUUUUCCGAAAUAUCCUGAAAGGCAACUCAAAAUUGCUGCAGUUCUCUUUGGUUCCAUCAUAAAGCAUCACCUUGUGACUCAUCUGUCUCUGGGGAUUGCUCUUCGAUAUGUUCUUGAUUCGUUACGCAAGCCUGCAGAUUCAAAGAUGUUUACGUUUGGAAGUCUGGCUUUGGAGCAGUUUGUGGACCGCCUUAUUGAGUGGCCUCAGUAUUGCAAUCACAUUCUGCAAAUUUCCCAUUUGCGCAGCACACAUUCAGAAAUUGUCACUUUCAUUGAACAGGCUCUUGCCAGGAUUUCUGCUGGUCAUGCAGAUGUGGAUGGGGUGAACCAUGCUUCACUUAUUAGUAACCAUAAUUCUGCACAUACUAUGUUAGGGCAUGUGGAGCAGCUCAAUGGCUCUGGUGUCAUCCAGCCUGGGCAGCAACAUAUAUCACUGCAGCUUCAACAGAGGCGUGAUAUUCCCUUGGAUGAUCGUCACAAAGCCUCUGUUGGUUCAUCCACUGAUGUAAAACCGAUCUUAUCAUCUGUAGGGCAAUCUUCAGCAGUUACUCCUGCUGAUACUUCUAGUAGUAAUAAGCUACAUAGCACUGGCAGUGCAUCGUCGAUGUUAUCUUCUCCUGGUUUUGUUCGUCCUUCGCGAGGAGCUACUUCAACCAGGUUUGGAUCAGCCUUGAACAUUGAAACUUUGGUUGCAGCUGCUGAGAAAAGAGAAACUCCCAUCGAGGCUCCAGGGUCAGAGGUUCAGGACAAGAUAUCAUUUAUAAUUAAUAAUAUAUCUACUGCAAAUAUUGAAGCUAAAGCAAAAGAAUUCACCGAAAUUUUGAAAGAGCAGUACUAUCCAUGGUUUGCACAGUAUAUGGUUAUGAAAAGAGCGAGCAUUGAGCCAAAUUUCCAUGACUUGUACCUGAAAUUCCUAGAUAAAGUCAAUUCAAAGGCUUUGAACAAAGAGAUUGUGCAGGCAACCUAUGAAAAUUGCAAGGUUCUUUUAGGAUCUGAGCUCAUAAAGUCUAGUUCAGAAGAACGCUCUUUGCUUAAAAAUCUGGGAAGCUGGCUUGGAAAGUUAACAAUUGGGCGGAAUCAGGUUUUGAGGGCUCGUGAAAUAGACCCAAAAUCUUUGAUUAUAGAGGCAUAUGAGAAGGGGCUGAUGAUAGCUGUUAUCCCAUUUACUUCAAAGGUCCUUGAACCAUGCCAAAGCAGUCUUGCAUAUCAACCCCCUAAUCCAUGGACGAUGGGCAUUCUGGGAUUGCUUGCUGAGAUUUAUUCAAUGCCAAACUUGAAAAUGAACCUCAAAUUUGACAUAGAGGUGUUGUUCAAAAAUCUUAGUGUGGAUAUGAAGGAUGUUACGCCAACUUCUCUCCUGAAGGAUCGGAAAAGAGAAAUUGAAGGAAAUCCUGAUUUCUCCAAUAAAGAUGUUGGGGCGUCUCAAGCACAAAUGAUGUCUGAUAUAAAAUCUAGCCUUAUACAGCCAGUAAAUCAAGUGGAGUUACCACUUGAAGUUACCAAUCCAUCUAAUACUGGGGCACAUCCUCAUUUACUCUCUCAGUACGCUAGUCCACUUCAUAUUUCCACUGGAGCCUUGAUGGAGGAUGAAAAGGUAACACCUCUAGGCUUGUCUGAUCAACUUCCAUCUGCUCAAGGACUAUUACAAGCAACUCCUACGCCUGUACCUUUUUCCCUUAGCCAGCUCCCAUCACAGAUACCUAAUAUUGCAACUCAUCUUAUUAUCAAUCAGAAGCUUAGUGGUUUUGGGUUGCAAAUGCAUUUUCAGAGGGCUGUACCUAUUGCAAUGGAGAGAGCUAUCAAAGAGAUAGUAUCUAGUAUUGUGCAGCGUAGUGUUUCCAUAGCUACACAAACAACAAAGGAGCUUGUUUUAAAGGAUUAUGCCAUGGAAUCAGACGAGACACGCAUAGUAAAUGCUGCACACCUGAUGGUUGCCAGUCUGGCUGGGAGCUUAGCUCAUGUUACAUGCAAAGAACCUUUAAGGGCAUCAAUAUCAAGUCAACUAAGAAUUUCACUUCAGAAUUUAAAUAUUGCAAAUGAAAUUUUGGAGCAAGCUGUGCAACUUGUCACCAAUGAUAAUCUUGAUCUUGGUUGUGCAGUCAUUGAGCAGGCUGCUACUGAUAAGGCAAUAACCACCAUUGAUACAGAAAUUAAUCAACAACUUUCUAUGAGAAGGAAGCAUCGAGAAGGUAUGGGUUCCACAUUUUUUGAUACAAACUUGUACACACAAAGUUCUAUGGGUGUUGUGCCAGAGCCUCUUCGACCCAAGCCUGGUCAGUUGUCCCUCUCGCAGCAGCGCGUCUAUGAGGACUUCGUUCGGCUUCCCUGGCAAAAUCAGUCAAGUCAGAGCUCACAUUCUAUGUCAUCUGGUCUUUCGGUUCAAUCUGGAAAUGCUGGUCUCGCUGGCACUAAUGGUUCUGUAUCAGGACAAAUUAACCCUGGUUACUCUGUAAGCUCCAGCUAUGAAGGAGGGGUGUCGCGACCAGUAGAAGAUAUGUCGGAAUCUAAUUUGGCUCAACACUUCAGUGCUUCCUCAAUUCACAUUAGAGCUGCUGACAGUGUUUCCCAGCACAGUUUGGAGAAAGAAUCAGUUGCUUCAUUUCCUUCAACUGCUUCCACACCUGAGUUGCACACUGUUGAUACUUCUGAUGCUAUGAAAGAAUCUGGAGCUUCACAGCCACUAGUUUCAUCAAGUGCCGUAGAGCGUCUUGGAAGUAGUUUCUUGGAGCCCACUAUUUCUACAAGGGAAGCCUUGGAUAAAUACCAAAUGGUUGCACAAAAGUUGGAGGCUUUGGUUAAUAAUGAUGCCAAGGAAGCAGAAAUACAGGGGGUCAUAUCCGAGGUUCCUGAGAUCAUACUCAGAUGUGUUAGUCGAGAUGAGGCAGCUUUAGCUGUAGCGCAGAAGGUAUUCAAGGGCCUUUAUGACAAUGUAUCCAACAACACUCAUGUUGGUGCUCAUCUUGCAAUCCUGACUGCCAUUCGUGAUGUUUGCAAGCUUGCCGUUAAGGAGCUUACCAGCUGGGUAAUUUACUCAGAAGAAGAAAGGAAAUUCAACAAAGAUAUUACUGUAGGCCUGAUCCGCAGUGAACUGCUAAAUCUUACUGAGUACAAUGUUCAUAUGGCAAAGCUCAUUGAUGGGGGAAGAAACAAGGCUGCUACGGAGUUUUCUAUUUCUCUUCUUCAAAUGCUGGUUGUUGAGGAAUCGAAAGUUAUUUCAGAACUUCACAAUCUUGUUGAUGCUUUGGCAAAGCUUGCUUCAAAGCCUGGAUCCCCUGAAUCGUUGCAACAGCUGAUCGAGAUGAUCAAGAACCCUUCUGUUAAUCCUGCUAGUCUAUCUGUUAGUGUUCCUGCAAAGGAGGAUAAGGCAAGACAAUCAAGGGACAAUAAGGGUCCUGGGAUGCUGGCACCAAACCGGGAAGAAGUAAACAUUGUAGAGUCUGUUGAACCAGAUCCUGCUGGAUUCCGUGAGCAGGUUUCCAUGUUGUUUACAGAAUGGUAUCGGAUAUGUGAACUCCCUCCUCCGAAUGAUACAGCUUCUACUCACUUCAUCUUACAAUUACAUCAAAAUGGUCUCCUUAAGGGGGAUGAUGUAACAGAUCGCUUCUUCCGGCUAUUGAUGGAACUAGUUGUUACACAUUGCUUAAACAGUGAGGUGAUUAAUUCUGGGGCAUUGCAAUCUUCUCAACAGCUGCCAGCAAUGUCAUUUAUUGCAAUUGAUAUUUAUGCCAAGCUUGUCUUCUCAAUAUUGAAGGGAUCAAACAAGUCCUUUCUUCUUUCUAAGAUUCUUGCGGUGACUAUUCGGUUGAUUCUAAAAGAUGCAGAAGAGAAGAAGGCCUCUUUUAAUCCAAGACCGUAUUUCAGAUUGUUCAUUAAUUUGCUUCUAGAUCUUGGUUCACUUGAACCUGUUACUGAUGGUGCAAAUCUCCAGAUUUUGAUUGCUUUUGCCAAUACUUUUCAUGCUUUGCAGCCCCUCAAGGUUCCUGCUUUCAGUUUUGCUUGGCUUGAGUUGAUAAGUCACAGGAGCUUUAUGCCAAAAAUGCUGACUGGUAAUGGUCAAAAAGGUUGGCCUUAUAUCCAAAGGUUGCUUGUUGAUCUCUUCCAAUUUAUGGAGCCUUUUCUGAGACAUGCUGAACUCGGAGAUCCGGUUCGUUUUCUCUAUAAAGGCACUCUUAGGGUGCUAUUGGUGCUACUUCAUGACUUCCCUGAGUUCCUAUGUGACUUUCACUUUACCUUCUGUGAUGUUAUUCCGCCAAGUUGCAUACAGAUGCGGAAUAUUGUUCUGAGUGCUUUUCCACGGAGUAUGAGGUUGCCAGAUCCAUCCACCCCCAAUUUGAAGAUUGAUUUGCUUCAAGAAAUUACUCAAUCCCCAAGGAUUCUUUCGGAGGUCGAUGCUGCUAUUAAAGCAAAGCAGAUUAAGGCUGAUGUGGAUGAAUACCUUAAGGACAAAGUCUCUGAGCUGAAGGACAAGAUGCUCCUUUCACCUAAUGAAGCUGCUUCUGCCGGGACACGUUACAAUGUGCCAUUGAUCAACUCACUUGUGUUGCAUGUUGGAAUGCAGGCAAUCCAACAACUUCAGGGACGAUCUCCCCAUGCUCAAUCUGCGUCACCUGGUUUCCCCUUGGCUGUAUUUUCUGUUGGUGCUGCAUUGGAUAUUUUCCAGACACUAAUUGUGGAAUUGGACACUGAAGGGCGCUAUCUUUUCUUAAAUGCCGUUGCCAACCAACUACGCUACCCUAACACACACACCCACUACUUCUCCUUCAUCCUUCUGUACUUGUUUGCGGAAUCAAACCAGGAAAUCAUCCAAGAACAAAUUACUAGAGUAUUGUUAGAACGGCUGAUCGUUAAUCGUCCUCAUCCUUGGGGACUGCUCAUCACUUUCAUUGAGCUGAUCAAGAACCCGAGGUAUAACUUCUGGAACCGGUCCUUCAUAAGAUGCGCACCAGAGAUUGAGAAACUUUUUGAGUCCGUCUCUAGGUCCUGCGGCGGUCCAAAACCAGUGGAUGAGAGUAUGGUCUCCGGUUGGGUUUAACUCCAUAAAUUGGAGUAGAUUAGAUUAGAUGGCUUUGCUGCUGCUUAGUUGUGUGUAGGCUAAUCAUUUUUUGCAAUUAAGUACAUGUUGAUAUUGGUGUCGAUCAAAAUAUACAAAUUGUACUCUCUGUAGAUUCCUGGUAUUUUAAAUGAUCAUGUUGAAAAAUUUUCAGCUUUC